Messenger RNA from Wallemia ichthyophaga EXF-994, 1776 nucleotides. RefSeq lists its product as uncharacterized. Lineage: Eukaryota; Fungi; Basidiomycota; Wallemiomycetes; Wallemiales; Wallemiaceae. The transcript has 3 exons. The coding region runs from base 1 to 1776 and encodes 591 amino acids. The record is from RefSeq and is a predicted model, not a curated record. Gene Ontology annotation, molecular function: protein binding.
AUGGAUUUGGAUUUAUUUUAUUGCCAUCACGCUACUGCCAUGUCCAAGUGGAAGGAACCAUUUGACGCAGCAGUGAAGGAGUACAGACGCGGUGACUUCGAGAAAUCCUUGGAGCUGCUGGAUAGAACGCUAGCACUACACUCCCAUUUGACCGUCUACGAUACAAAAUGCGCGACGCUGUUAAAAUUAAAUCGCACAGAUCAGGCGUUACAAGUAGCUAGAAAGAUGACACAAAUCGACGAGAAAUCCCCAAAAGGAUACAGGAGGUGUGCAAAUAUACUCAAAUCUCGCAGUCUCAAUAAGCAAGCCCUCGCUAUGGCAAAUCUCGCUUUGAAGCAGUGUGAGUACAUUUCAAAAGUCACGCGCAAGCAAGAUCCAUUGUUUUUGGAAAUGCAGGAUUUGAGGGAUGAGCUUCAGGUUGUUGAGCAGCUCAGAUUGAGCUCGUUUAGAGACCCAUUGACAGUGCUCCCUUUGGAGAUGGUGCUCGAUAUCGUCGAACUGGCCGCCGAGUCCACCAACGACUACUCUUUAGUCACACGUCUAUCACACGUAAACAGCCUAUGGAGACAGACAGUCCUCAGUAUACCCCAACUAUGGCGCAGAUGUGCCAUAAAAUUCGAUGGUUCUGGGAGGGCGCUGAAAAAGCUAAAUACAUUCUACAAGCGCGCAAACAAUACCCCGCUACGACACAUUAAGAUGCACCUCCUUAACGUGGAAGAGGUGCUUUCAUUCUGCACAAAUCCAUUGCCUUCAAUCGACAUUAACGCUAACAUAAAUUUGUCUACUUUGGAGAUGGUUUACUCCCACAAAUUCAAAAUAAACCCAUUCUUCGAACCUAUCUCUGGUAUCUCGGGAGACAAGAUGUUUCAGAAAGUUGACAAGCUUGUAUGUGCGGAUGGCGGUUCUCUAGCGCAUCAUGACUUGCGCGACAUUGACGAAGAUUUUGUUUUGAAUCGGGUGAAAAACACACUUGAGCUAGAUGGCUUCAAUUAUCACGCACAAAGUGGCACCCCUGGAAACUACACCUUGAAACGCUUCAAAUUGAGUAAAAGUCGCGCACCACCAAUACACCACCUCAUGAGUGCUUUCCCCAACCUGGAAUCAUUCGAGUGGGACCAGGGCUAUGAAUGUCAUGAAGAAUCUGAUUCGCAUUUGAUUAACAUCAACAUGCCCAUUCUCGAAACCCUCCUCAUAGCCGACGUAAGGGAUGGACUACGCAGUAUAACACCACCCAGACCAAUACCCAAAUACAAUUUGCCUAAUUUAAAGCGCUGUAUACUCAAGGGCGUGCCACUGUACAUGUUAGAAUGCGUUCAAGACUCACCAAAGCUGAUACACCUGUCGAUUCAAAACCAACUAGACACUGAUUUCAGCCUCAUGGCUAACGCGCCAGAUCCGUCUGUAUACAUUGAUAGGUUUAUUGGCGCGUUCAGCAACCUCAACGAUUUGCAGGUGCUCGACUUGACAGGUACAGGGUAUGGUGUGAUUAUACUGCACACAAUCACCCAGAAGAAGCUAUGUCCGAGAUUGAGAGCAGUAAAUGUUUCCCGAACAGCGGGUUCGUUCGGCAGGCUGCUAAUUGAGCUCAUUAAACAGCGCAACAGCACCCCUGAUUUAACAUCCAUCGAUGAGCUUAUCGCGAACAGGUGCCCCGAGCUAGAACAUGAGGCUGUGGCAUGGGCUAGAAGACACGUUAGCAGUGUGCAAUGUGUAUAUGAGACAAAGGAAGAGUCUAGAAAACAGCCAAGACAACGUUAUAGGUACGAGAGAGUCUAG